UGCGAGCUGCUGUCGAAAUCAUAGAGAGAAGCCCAGGUCGUUGAGGUCAAGCGCACACCCACAGGCGUCAGAACUCAUAAGGCCAUAGCGUAACGUCAUAACCCAGUUUCAAAAACAAUCCGUCAGCUUUCUCGCUUUUUCUGCGCCCAGCUCUGCUCAGUACCAUCGCCAGCAAAUCACCCCCCUAUCAUCCAAGUUUUGCCAGAUUGUCUCCACAGGGUCUCAUUAAUUAUGAACAGUUUAUAUGGUGGGCGCUAUAAUGUGGUAUCCCACGGUUUUCAAUGGGAAAAUAUCUGUUAAGGGGAGUAUUAUUCGCACUCCCUAUCGUCCUCCUGUAUUCCAGCGCAGGAUUGGUGUGGCGGAGUGCCUAGUAAAAGUCAAAGAAAAUUUCAUAUAUCAGCAGAUAAAUCAUGAUUACUAUGAAGUUGGAAUUGAGGCUCUAUUGAGUUCGGCUGAGUGGAUUUGUUGAAACGAAGAAGAGAGUAUCUGCUGCCGAGUUAAUUUAUCUUUAGGGAAAAUGGGUGUCAAAUUUCUCAAAAUUCCUGUAACGCAAACGGAUUGUUCAAUUCAAAUAUCUGGUUGCAGUCCCUAACUUCUGGCUCAGUGAAUCACCAUUGAACUUUGCUGUGGCCAUAGGGAUUAUUAGACAAGGAUGUCUGGGAGACGAAAAUUUCUGUCGUCUUUUGAGCGACGUCCCAUUCAAUCUCCAGGUAUGAUGCGGCAUGGUCCAUUGCCUGGGUUAGGGCCUCCUCCUGGUCAUCGAUCAUUUGAGGCACUACCACGUCCUGAACUUUUGGAAAAUAAAAUUGCAUAUCAAGCAGCAGAGAUAAAACAGUUGACAGGAGACAAUCAUAGACUGGCAGCUACUCAUGUUGAUUUGAGGCAGGAUCUUUUAGCUGCUGAGGAGGAAGUACAGAGACUCAAGGCACACAUGAGAAGCAUCCAGACUGAGAGUGACAUUCAGAUGCGGGCUUUGCUUGAUAAGAUUGCAAAAAGGGAAGCAGACAUUGAAGCUGGCGAGGGUGUGAAAAAGGAACUGCAAAAGGCUCACAUGGAGGCACAGACCUUGGUUGCAGCACGACAAGAGCUGACCAUUCAAAUUCGGCAGGCCACAGAGGAGUUGCAGAAAGCUCGUCUUGAUGUUGAGAAACUACCGGGUUUGCAUGCUGAACUGGACAGUCUGAGGCGAGAACACCAUAGGCUGCGUUCAACUUUUGAAUACGAAAAGGGUUUAAACAUAGAGGAAGUGGAGCAAAUGAAAGCAAUGGAGAAGAAUCUAAUUGGGAUGGCAAGAGAAGUAGAAAGGUUGCGUGACGAGGUCUCAAAUGCAGAGAAGAGAGCCCAUGCACCAAACGCACGUGCUGGCGGUUACACAAAUCCAGAUUCUUAUUACCCAGCUAACAUGCAAGGUGAUGGUGUGUAUUUUGAUGGUUAUGGAAGGCCCUAUGUUUCAACCAGUGUUAGACCACCAGGAGAGGGAACAAUACCAUAUGCCAGCAGCAGCGGCAUAGCUGCAGUUGUCCCAACUGCUGGUGGUGGUGCUAUUUGGGGAGCAGCAUAUGAUCCCUCACUGGACACUGCUGCUGCUGGCGCAGCUGUCUCUAAUGCUGGGCUUGGAUCUGCUCCAAGAGGCUAUGAUUCUACGCUUUCUCGGUAG
Molecule: messenger RNA, 1657 nt
Organism: Prunus avium (sweet cherry)
Lineage: Eukaryota; Viridiplantae; Streptophyta; Magnoliopsida; Rosales; Rosaceae
Product: protein FLX-like 4
Source: RefSeq, a predicted model, not a curated record